This is a messenger RNA of Vespula pensylvanica (western yellowjacket), 2487 nucleotides long. RefSeq names its product serine/threonine-protein kinase VRK1-like. Gene Ontology annotation, biological process: signal transduction; peptidyl-serine phosphorylation. The record is from RefSeq and is a predicted model, not a curated record. The transcript is spliced from 10 exons. The coding region runs from base 542 to 2167 and encodes 541 amino acids. Gene Ontology annotation, molecular function: ATP binding; protein serine/threonine kinase activity. Lineage: Eukaryota; Metazoa; Arthropoda; Insecta; Hymenoptera; Vespidae. Gene Ontology annotation, cellular component: nucleus; cytoplasm.
CAGUGCAAUGUAUUAUAAAGUUGAAUGGCGUACAUUUCACGCUAAACCGUUACAGUUGAAAGAAAACAAAGUGUAUAAUUAUCCAUUGUUUAGUAAUAAUUAUUUUAACUGGAAAAUCUCUCUUAUAAUUUUUUUAAACGAUAUCUGAUUCAAUAUCGUUGGCAAGAUAAAAGAGAAAUUAUUUAUUUGUCAUUUAUUAUCAAACAAUCAGAGUGAAUAUUCCACUCUAACUUAUCAUUUCAAUAUUACGUUCAUUUAUAUUUAACUACUAACACAUUAAAUAUUAUAAUAUUUGUUAUUAUAAUAAUUUUUGUGCUGCGUAUGAUAUUAGAAUAUAAUCUACGCUUGUAUGUCAAUUUUUCUAUUAAAUAGAUAAACAUAAUUCGUAGUGACAUUAGUUUAUGUUUUCUAUACAAAAUAUACAAUUGAAAAAAAGUAAACAAUUAGCAUCUACAUACAACUAUGUUUUUAAACAUUAAGCUUUAUGUGAAGCAUAUUUAAUAAUAAAAUAUUAUGUUCUCUCUGCGAUCAAGCAGUAAGAAUGGCACCAGGACGAGACGAAGUUCCUGUUAAAAGAAUAGCAGCACCAGGUUGUAAGUUGCCAGCAAAAUUACCAGCAAAUGAGAUUCUUACAGAUAUCACUCAGAAUAAAUGGAGACUUGGUAGUAGCAUUGGAUACGGUGGAUUUGGCGAUAUAUAUUUAGCUUCCAAAGAUAUUACAUCUCCAGUAGGCGAUGAUGCACAAUAUGUUAUUAAAAUUGAACCACAUAAUAAUGGACCUUUAUUUGUUGAGAUGAACUUUUAUAUUAGAGUAUCUAGGAAACAUAUGAUUGAAAGUUGGUGUAAAACACAAAGAAAAAGAAGAAUAGGCGUUCCAACUUACGAAGGAUCUGGAUCUCAUGUUUAUCAAGGACAACGUUAUAGAUUUUUAGUGAUACCAAGAUAUGGUAUAGACAUUGGUAAACUGUUUAUAUCAAAUAACAGAAAAUUACCAACUAGACUUGUUAAUAAUUUAGCUGUACAAAUGCUAGAUGCAUUAGAGUACAUUCAUAGUCAUGGAUAUGCUCACGCAGAUAUUAAAGGCCCAAAUAUUUUAUUAGCUCCUUAUGAAGAAAGUGUAGUGAGAGAAAGAUCUCAAGCUUACUUGGUAGAUUAUGGAUUGGCUUAUCGCUUUAGAACAACAGCUGGUAAUCAUAAACCAUUUGUUCACGAUGAAAGAAGAGCACACGAAGGAACCCUGGAAUUUACGUCUCGUGAUGCGCAUCAUGGAACACACUCAAGAAGAGGAGAUCUUGAAACAUUAGGAUAUAACUUAUUACAAUGGAUGUGUGGUAAAUUACCUUGGGAAAAAGAUAGUAAUGAUUUAUCCGAAGCAAUAGAUCCGGAAGAAGUUCAUGCUGAAAAGGAAGCUUUAUUAUCAAAUUUAUCUCUACUUAUGGAGAAAUGUUUCCCAACCAGAAAGAAUUAUCCAUCUGCUCUUAUGGAAUAUAUGAAGUAUAUUACAGAAUUAGAUUUUGAAAGCAAACCAAAUUAUUCUUAUCUUAGAAGUCUAUUUCACCCUGGCACCAAUCAAGAAAGUAAAGUUCCUACGUGUCUCUUCAAUAUCCACGAGUCCAAUGAGAAUACUUGUGCCACGUCGAUUAGGCGACCAUAUUUACGAGAACGAAAACCAUGCAGACCCGUAAAUGGCGAGAUUCGGAUAACAAGAAAUACGCAAUCGAAAAGUCAACCAAAAAAAUUCUGUUGGGAGGAAGUAUUGGCAUUUCAUCCAGACAGACUAGCAAAAAUUAGUGUACAAACACCACCAACUCCAUUGACACCACCACCGUCCCCACCACCAUCGCCAAUUCCAUCGCUACCCACUUAUGCGAUGUUAGAUGUUAUUCGUAGAAUGAAAGAGAGACAAUCAGGAGCAUAUAAACAUAGGUCACGAUCAGUAGACAUUGACUGUAAAGCAAAAUGGAUGACUCCGGCGAUGGAAGAAAUUGCACGUUUGAAAAAGAGAUCAUUGGAGACUUUGAUUUCGUCUAUUAAUUCUAAUACCUCUGGUACGGCACGUAUAACACGUUCUCGAGUGGCAAAAUUAAAACGUCUAGGAAAUCAUGACAAGUUCGAUCAAAUACUAAAUAGCUCCAGUAAUAGCAGAAACGCACAAAGAAAAAAAUAAGACAUUAUGCUACUACGCUAAAAAUUUUUCGAUCAAUCUCAAAUGUCUGUUGUUAUCGAACAAUAUAUUUGCCUCUCCGAUUAUUUUAUUAUCAGACAUAUACUUAAUAAGUAUUAUAUAAUUUUUUUUUUUAGCUUAUACUUAGAUUUAUAUAAUAAUUAAUGUUCGACGUUCCUCACACGAUGGGAUAAAAAUUUGAUCUAUUAUUAUUAACAUCAUUACUGUGUUAUAGUUCACUGUACAAUGUUAUUAAAAAACAAAUGUGUACCGUCGAGACAGUUUCGCGUUAAUCGACGAAUAAAAAAGAAACUACACUUCUC